Molecule: messenger RNA, 752 nt
Organism: Tripterygium wilfordii
Lineage: Eukaryota; Viridiplantae; Streptophyta; Magnoliopsida; Celastrales; Celastraceae
Exons: 1
Coding region: 242-625 (127 amino acids)
Source: RefSeq, a predicted model, not a curated record
AAGAAAGGAACAAUUGAGGGUUACUCCAACCUUUGACCCAGGAAAAAGCCAAAAAAACAGACAACAGUCACAUCACAUGACAUGCCCCAACAUGUAUAAAACUCCCCACCUCAUGUGAUGUACUGAUGUGGUUUGAGCCAGCGAACACCAAAACGGCAAAACCACUUGUUCUCCACCACAGCCAUCACGUAAUGAAACCCGACGAGCAAGUCACCACAACUAUUCCACCAAUCCCCCUUCGAUGUUCGCGCGGGCACGCCAGAUUAUGCUGAUCAGCGCCUGCAGCUGCCGGCUCCGGAGGCCAUGUAGCCGCUUCCUCUUUCUGCUCCUCUGCUCGCCCCUUCUUUUGCCCUUCCUCUGCGCCACUUUCCCAAUCCUCUGCGCCGCCGAAGUCUGCAUACGCCUCUGCAGGCGACGAAGAAAGGAGUUGCUGAUCAAAGAAGAAGCCGAGCCUCUGCGUCGGUGCGAGGAGGGUUUGUGCGUUUGUGGCGGCGAUCAAGGGGAAGACGAAGUCGGUUUGCUUCAAAGGUAUUUGGAAGAUCAAUUGGUGCUCGUUCGAUCUGUGUACGAUUGUGGUGAUGAAUUUGAUGAUCCAAAUGUUGAUGGCAGUCCUCUUUUGGGUUGAUUAUUGUACAGGUUAAUUAUGUGUAAAAUCACAUUAGUUAUCGUUUUUCUGUUCUUUUUUUUUUGGAUUUUAGCAUUUUUAGUAUUUUUCUUCUUUUUACUGAAGCAAACACAUUUUCACCACUCAU